Molecule: messenger RNA, 1405 nt
Organism: Magnolia sinica
Lineage: Eukaryota; Viridiplantae; Streptophyta; Magnoliopsida; Magnoliales; Magnoliaceae
Product: target of rapamycin complex subunit LST8
Exons: 11
Coding region: 72-1022 (316 amino acids)
Biological process (GO): regulation of actin cytoskeleton organization; TOR signaling
Cellular component (GO): TORC1 complex; TORC2 complex
Molecular function (GO): protein binding
Source: RefSeq, a predicted model, not a curated record
AUUUUGGCAUAUUCUUUUGUCAUUUCGAUGAAUGAAUAAAUUUUCGGUGAUUCUUUGGAGCGGAGAACGGAAUGAGUCAACCUUCGGUGAUUCUUGCCACAGCCGGAUACGAUCAUACGAUCAGGUUUUGGGAAGCGAAGAGUGGACGGUGUUACCGCACUCUUCAGUAUCCGGACUCGCAAGUAAAUCGGCUUGAAAUAACCCCUGAUAAGCAGUACCUGGCUGCAGCUGGAAAUCCUCACAUUCGUUUGUUUGAGGUUAACUCAAAUAGUCCACAACCGGUGAUAAGCUAUGAUUCACAUACCAAUAAUGUCAUGGCAGUGGGAUUUCAAUGUGAUGGCAAUUGGAUGUAUUCAGGUUCUGAAGAUGGCACAGUAAAGAUUUGGGAUUUGAGGGCUCCAGGUUGUCAAAGGGAGUAUGAAAGCCGUGCAGCUGUUAACACCGUUGUUCUACAUCCAAAUCAGACGGAACUAAUAUCCGGGGACCAAAAUGGAAAUAUUCGCGUAUGGGAUUUGACUGCAAAUUCAUGCAGCUGUGAGCUGGUUCCAGAGGUAGAUACAGCUGUGAGGUCUUUGACAGUAAUGUGGGAUGGGAGCUUAGUUGUUGCUGCAAAUAAUCACGGGACUUGUUACGUUUGGCGCUUAUUGCGAGGAACACAGACUAUGACCAACUUCGAACCACUGCAUAAACUACAAGCACACGAUGGUUACAUUCUAAAGUGUCUGCUUUCCCCAGAGUUCUGUGAACCUCACCGGUAUCUGGCUACUGCAUCAUCUGAUCACACCGUUAAGAUUUGGAACGUUGAUGGUUUCACUCUGGAGCGAACUUUGACAGGGCAUCAGCGCUGGGUAUGGGACUGCGUUUUCUCAGUAGAUGGUGCAUAUUUAAUUACAGCUUCUUCUGAUACGACUGCGAGGCUGUGGACAAUGGCGACGGGGGAAGCCAUCAGAGUGUACCAAGGGCAUCACAAAGCCACCGUUUGUUGUGCUCUCCAUGACGGUGCUGAGUCAUCUCCAUCAUGAUCCUGACUUGCAAUGAACUUUAAAGAUGUGUAUGGAAAUGUUCAAUGCUUCAUCUGAUAUUAACUGGAGACUGGAUGAUGGCAAUGGAGGAAGCCACUUCUCUUGUGCUCCCUGUAACAAUGCAGAAUCACCUCCAUCAUGAACUGGACUUUUGGUAUGCUUGUAUUACAUGUACAGAAACAUUCAAUCUCGCGCAUGUGUGUAUCAUCCCUGGCAUGAAUUUGUUCUGUCUUGGACUUGAGAACUAUGAACCAUCAGUCUUUUGAGAUGGCCUCUCUAAUCAUGCAAUCUGAUUUAUUGCUUAUUAGAGACUAUUUGAAGGGUUGGUCUCCUUUUACAACUUAAAGAGUUAUGCACUAAAAUGAUAUUCUGGAUUAAGCUUA